Molecule: messenger RNA, 3600 nt
Organism: Ectocarpus siliculosus
Lineage: Eukaryota; Phaeophyceae; Ectocarpales; Ectocarpaceae
Source: the annotation of a GenBank genome assembly
AUGGAGGAGCUCCUGGGGCUUGGUGCGGGAGAUUUCGAGGGUGUCGACUUUGCGGCAAGUAGCGACAGCGACGAUGAGCAAGUCCCCAAUGGCAUUCCCGACAGUCCCGUCGACGACCCUGCCUCUCCAACGAGUGGUCCAACUGAGAAUGGCAUGGCUGCAGCGCCCACUGACCCGGCAUCAUCGACGGCGACCACCGUGGUGAAGCCCAGAGACAGCACCCCCGUCGGCGAUGGACCAAUCACCGGCGGCGGCUCCCCCUCCGCUGGCGAGAGCAAAGAAGAAGCGGCGGUGGACGCGGUGAGAGGCGCGCCCCUCCCGGAGCACGCCGGAGAAGGCCCGAGCGCGGCCGCCGCCGCUGCAGCGGCGAAUCUCCCACUUCUCCGACGGGUGGAACGUUGCUGCCUCGAGUCGCGCCCCGCCGAGGUCGAAGCCGCCGUCGCCGCUCUCUCCUCGCACGUCCGUGGCGAUGCUUCUGAUGGCCAUUCGCGAGAAGGGUCUGCUGAAACGGCUGAUGUUUGUGCUUCGAAGGAUGACAAAGCAGCCGCACGGGUAUGCGUGGAGGCGAUGCCCCCGGCGGUGGCGAGAGCGGCGCUCGACGCGUGUCGGGCGGCCCUCCGGCUGUGCCGCGGAGAGUACGAAGACCUUCUGCGGGAGACGGCUUUGUUCUCGGCAGAUGGCUGCACUAGCGACGGCGGCGGCGGCAGCCGCAGCAUCGACGCGUGUGUCAGGGCGUUCGUAGUCGGCGGCGGCGGCGGCUCUAACAGCAACACCCCGCUGGCGGAAGACGAGGCACACCGGCGAGCCGAUGCCGCGGCAACGGGUGCUGCUGGCGGCGGUGGGGACGGACGACGCGGCUGCCCGGGCGCCGCCGCCGUCUGGCGAGCGGCUGAGGCCGCCUGGGCGGGGGCGGCGGCCCUCUGUCUCUUCUUGCAGGAGAACUAUGCCGGCCCGGAGCUGGGGGCCGAUCGCACGGAGGCGAUCUGCGCCUGGUGUGCCGAUGUUUUGGUCGGCACCUACGGCGGCGGCGGCGGCGGGGUAGGGGAAGAGGGCGCAGCAGGGCGCGGCGGCGGCGGCGGCGGCGGGGGCGUCGCGCAGGACCUGGCCAACAUCGCCCUUACGUGCGACGGGGAGCUGCCGUACCCGCAGAGCAGCCUCCCGGGGUCUCUCGUGCUGGCGAGGACGAUCUUGAUGGCCGUCGCUGGCACUGGCACGGGAAGGCGUAAUACCCCCGGCCACACUGCUCCGACGGCGGCCUCCCCCGAGAGGGAGGCGCCCGUGUGGAGCCCCGACGGCUUCUCAUUCGCGGUGCUGCCCGCGGCGGCAGGGGGGAGCGCUGUUGCUGCUGGCGGCGCCGGUUGCGGAGACAGCAGCGAGGAAAGCUUUCAGGAGGCGGUGGGAAGCCUGAGCUCUGCCGAGUGGUGGUCGGGCCGGGCGUGCGUGACCCACGCGCGCCUCCUCAUCUCCUCGUCCGGCAGGAGCGAAACCCUCUGGCGGGAGGCGCGCGGGCUGUUCGGCCGCGCCGUCAGUCUGUUCGGCGGAGGCGCGGGGCCUGCUGUGGCGGGCGGCGGCGGUGGCAGCGGCGGGGCGGAAGUGGCAAGGAGGGUGUCGGGGCAGGUUUGGCUGGAGUGGGGGUUGGCGCAGCAUCACUUCCAGGACCCUUCCAAGGGCAAGGAGAGCUUCGCCAGGGCCAAAGAAGCGUCGGGACUGACGGCCGGCCUCACCGGCGCCCUCGGCAAGCGCACCAAGUACCAGCAGUCCCAGAUCGCGCAGCUCGUGCUGGUGGCGUCGUCGGCCACCCCCGUCGGCGAGGACGCCGGCCACGAAACGGCACCGGUUGCGCCGCCGCCGCCGCCCGCUCCCCCCGUCCCGGCAGGCGAGACAACCUCCGCCGAGACGCCGUCUGGCGGCGACGGAGAGGGGGGGAGUACCGAGGCGGCCACCGCGGCGGGGGCGGGGGCGAUAGGGGCGGGGCCGGAGCUGGGAAUGAGCACAGCGGUGGGCGAGGAGGGGCGGAGGGCGGCGGCGAGGCGGACGGUGCACGCGGAGGACAGCGCUCUGCUGGAGGACAUCAGCUUCGUGCAGCGGGACCUGGAGAACCCCGGCAAGCUGCAGGACGUUGACUUGGCCAUCAUCCUCGGGCUGUGCCUCGACGUGAGCAACUCCAACCCGAGAGACGGCCUCACGAACGAGCAGAUGACGCCCUACAUCGCGAGGGUCCUCCGACAGCCGGGCUGCAACUGGAUGAUCUACAGCACGGCUCUCUUGCAGAGGGCGUGGGUGGAGUUUGAGAGGUCUCACGCGAGAGAUCGAGCCGCGCUUCAGCUCCAGGCCCUGCUCGAUCAGCACACGACCAAGCUCACCUACAUGCAGUCGGCGCAAUCGAUCGUCGAAGACUCGGCCCCCGUCCAGGACCGGCUCCGAUUCCUGUGCAGCCUGUCGUUCCCGCCCCGGUGGGAGUUGCGGAGAGACCUGGCCAGGCGUUACGCGGCGAUGGGGGUGCUCGGCUCCGCCGCCGCCGAGUUCUUGGACCUGGAGAUGUGGGAGGAGGCGGUCGAGUGCUACCGCCACAUGGAGCAGGCCCACAAGGCGGAGAAAAUCGCGCGAGAACGCCUCUUGGAGAAGGAGACCCCUGGCAUGCUGGCGGCCCUGGGGGAUCUCACGCAAGACCCGGAGUGCUGGCAGCGAGCGUGGGACCUGUCGGGUGGCCGCUACGCGCGAGCCAAGGCGUCGUUGGCCAGGCUGCGCUUCGGGGAGGGCAAGUACGAGGAGGCGUGCGGGCACUACGAGGAGGCGCUGGCUGUAAAACCGCUGCUUACCGCGGCGUGGUUCUCGCUGGGCGUGGCGAGGAUGAGGCUCGGGCGGUGGCAGGAGUCCCUGCAGGCGUUCUCGACGGUGGCGCAGCAGGAGCCGGAGGAAGGGGAGGCCUGGGGAAACAUGGGCGCCGUCCACAUGCACCAGGGGAACUGGGCCGGGGCCGCGGCGGCCUUCACCCAGGGGCUCAAGCAGAUGCCGAGCAACUGGCGGAUGUGGGAGAACCAAGCGGAGGCAUUGAUAAGGCUGGGGAGGUGGAGCUCUGCUGCCUACGCGUGCCACCGCAUGUUGGAUUUAUCGGACAAGAGCAAGCGAGGCGUGGACGCGGAGUUCCUGGCGCUCCUGGUAGAGGGGGCGCUCAAACAGGAACCCCUGGGCAGCCACACGCCCAGCUGCAUGUCGGGAGCGUCCUCGACCUCUGGGGAAGGGGCGACGCAGACUGCCCCAAACGGCGGCGGUGGUGUAGCAGGAGACGGAGGGGGCCCAGCAGGCACGGGGGGGGGCGAUGACCUCAACGGACGACCGCUGUGCAAGCAGAUCGCGGAGCUCCUGGGGAGGGUUGUGUCGGCGACGUCGACGAGGGGGGACGCGAGGGUGUGGGAGGUGUACGCCAGGUUUAACGACGGGGCGGGAAGGGAUCGGUCGAGAGUCUUGGACUGCGUGAGCAAGCAGUGCCGUGCCCUUCAGCGUCCCGGCUGGGAGAAGGACGCCGCCGCCGUUCUGCGACUGGCGACCGCUAGCGACAAGCUUGUGCAGCUUUAUCUCGAGGAACGUGCACCUGCCUGA